Gadus chalcogrammus (walleye pollock) is the source of this 719-nucleotide messenger RNA. Its product is annotated as G2/M phase-specific E3 ubiquitin-protein ligase-like. The coding region runs from base 73 to 675 and encodes 200 amino acids. The transcript has 4 exons. Gene Ontology annotation, molecular function: ubiquitin-protein transferase activity. Lineage: Eukaryota; Metazoa; Chordata; Actinopteri; Gadiformes; Gadidae. The record is from RefSeq and is a predicted model, not a curated record.
CCGAGAUUCCUAUCACAGCGCCUCUACAGACAGAUUGCAGAUGCCACACAUGUGGAAGGUGCCAGGGAGGCUAUGGAGGAGGCCACAGACGAGCUCUCCCUCAUGGGCUCCUUCUCCUUUGUGCGGAGCCUCCCGCAUAGGGAUGAGCUGCUGGGGGCAGCCCUCAACUUCCUCACAGAGGGCCGUAUUUUGACUGCUCUCAAUCAAUUCAAAGAAGGGUUGGAGACCUUCGGGAUUCUAGCUCUUUUGAGGAUCCACCAUGAGGAGCUCAAGGGGGUCUUCAUGGACACACCUGAGCCGCUGCUGGCCUCCCGGUUGGAGUCCACAUUCAUGACGUCCUACCUGUCUGAGCCGGGCUCCAAUCGGAGGAGGAAGGAGGCCAGGACCCUUAUAUAUUGGAGGGACUGGCUGAUCGAGGUGGAGGAUGGAGAUACGAGUCUCACCCUGGGGGCGGUUCUGGCGUUUGCCACGGGCCUCAAAAGGAUUCCUGCUGUGGGUUUUCCCAUCGGACCCCGGCUUGAAUUCCUCCAUGAGGAAGAUGGACCGGCCCUUUUCCCCACGGCCAAUACCUGUUCCCUGGUCCUCAGGCUACCGGUGUAUCCGGAGUACAAUCGAUUUAAGGAGGCCAUGGAGGAAGGAAUAACCUCCUGUGGGAGUACCUUUGGCGUGGCCUAAUUUGGUGCCCAACCCCGUGGAAGGACGCUUGGAGUGCCCCCACA